CCUGUCAGGCUGAUAGCAGAGAGGCUUCUGUCAAUUCUGCGAUUAUGCCCUUUCACAUUCCUCGUCAUCAACAUACCGUCUCCGACUCCUCUCCCACCUACGACAACUUCUACAGCGCCGCAAAUGCCAUUUAUUCCGCUGGUCAGACACUGAGCUCAGUUGGCGCUCCAAACCCUCACUGGAAUUCCAACCCGCCCGCCACGGCUUCCGAAAACAAUCCCUACCAGCCGCAGCCAAAUCUCAAUGGGAAUGGCACCGUAAUUCCAUAUCGUCCUGCUCCGAAUGCAUAUCCUGGAAAUCAGACUGCGCCCUCGUCCGACUCACAACAAAGGCAGUACCACCAGAGACUGAGUCGGUCACUGACUGUUGGGCGACAACAAGAGGGGCUACAUUUGUACAAUCAGCAGGGCACAGCGAUGAGCGACGUUCACCAUUAUGGUGCACCGCCGGCCUAUGGAGGGGACGCGUUGUCGAUCAAUAUCGAGCCUUCGACACCGGGCCAUCCAAAUAGCGUCGCAAGCAAUCCUAUUCCAGGGACAUUACAGCCCGGCUUGCAGAAUAGACCUUCAGCGCUCAAUAGCAGCAACACGGCCCCAGUACUCCCUACACUGCCUCAAAUCUCCACGCAAAUGCAGCAUUCGCCAAUGUCUGUUAGACCAAUGACCCUCAAUCACUCCCAUAGCUACUCGAGGUCGAGUCCAGGUGCGAUGGACCAACCAAGAUACAAACCCUUCUCGAACACUCCUGAGCAGUCAAAGUAUCCCUCCGCUCCGACGGGACAUAUUCCAAACACUCCUCAAGGGCCACCAUCCUAUUCUCCGCUCGGCCUGGCAGACAUCAGGCCUCGCUCCGAUACAAAUGCCACAGACAUACCCUUUAGCCCGGGGGUUGUGCAAGAAGAAGAUCGUCCGCAAUACCCUCAAAAUAGCAAUUACAAUGCUCCUUGGCCUAUAUACGCCGUAGACUGGUGCAAAUGGCCGCCGCGGUCGAAUAGUGCUUCGGCGGGAAAAAUUGCGAUUGGGAGCUACCUGGAAGAUAAUCACAAUUAUAUUCAAAUUCUAGACACGCAACGGACGCAGAUGGACCCAGACAACCCUCAUGGCGAACGAGGGCUGGAGUUUGUCAAAACUGCAGAGGCAACGCACGCCUAUCCGGUAACACGAAUACUUUGGGAACCACCCUCCUCGAACAAACAGACCACGGACCUCCUCGCAACGUCAGGCGACCACUUGAGGCUGUGGUCACUACCGAACGAUCAGCACGGAUAUCAGACCAACUCAAUAACGCUCUCAGCCAACGCGAAGUCCCCUCCACCACAGAAGCUAUCACCACUCGCUCUUCUGUCAAACUCGAAAUCUCCCGAACAUACCGCCCCUAUCACAUCGUUGGAUUGGAAUGUGGUGCAGCCGUCUCUGAUCAUCACUUCUUCAAUUGAUACGACAUGUACGAUAUGGGAUAUUCCGACGCUGACAGCCAAGACGCAGCUCAUCGCGCACGACAAGGAGGUCUAUGAUGUCCGCUUCUGCGCCAAUAGUGUUGACGUGUUUGUCUCGUGCGGCGCCGAUGGGAGUGUAAGAAUGUUCGACCUGAGAAGCCUUGAGCAUAGUACCAUCAUCUAUGAGCCGAGUGAGAAGCAGCAGGAGAAGAACGCACAACUCUCCGAUCCCCUCUCGGCAUCACCAACGCGGGGCUCAGGCACGCAGGCACUCCCAUUCCCGCCUCCGCUGCUACGGAUUGCUGCGUCACCGCACGAUGCUCAUCUCCUGGCGACUUUUUCGCAGGAUUCAAAUAUCAUCCGCGUGCUUGAUGUGCGGCAACCUGGACAAGCGCUUCUUGAACUCAAGGGGCACAGUGCGUCGGUGAACUGCGUGGACUGGAGCAGUUCUCAGCGCGGCGUGCUCGCCUCAGGGGCUGAUGAUUGUUGCGUGUUGCUGUGGGACCUUAUUGGUUCCACGGGCAAUGCGGCAGCAGGGAUGACACCUGGGGCUCCUGGAGGAGGUGGUAUGGCUCAGGAACGUGGACCUUCGGCGGUGUGGGAAUGUAGGUAUGAGGUGGGCAACUUGAGUUGGGCGCCAGGUAUGGGGACAUUGGGUGUCUGCGGCGGCAAGGGAUUUUGGGGUGUGCAGAUGUGAUUGGCACUGUGGGUUGGGAGUCUCGCAAAGUAAGACGACAACGAGCGUUGGGCAAAGACGAUCUUUUUGUGUCGACUAUCGAGUGGGGGCUUUUUUUUGGGGACCCAAGAGGACAGCAUUGACUCGACAUAGCGUGAAGGAGAUCGGACCUCUGAAAGGAUCAGUUGUGCAUAUACGGCGCAGAGAUGAAUACCAAGCAGACAUUUGUUUGUAGCUGGGGGAGAUGAGGGUCAGUGUCAAUGAGCAGUAGGGCUAGAUGGAAAACUCAUAGCGGUGGCGUUGAGCAUCUCGAACAUCAAUUGAAAGAUGACCUGUCAAGGAGCCUAGCCUUUCAUCGAG
This is a messenger RNA of Exophiala xenobiotica, 2471 nucleotides long. RefSeq lists its product as uncharacterized. Gene Ontology annotation, molecular function: protein binding. The coding region runs from base 45 to 2132 and encodes 695 amino acids. The transcript is spliced from 3 exons. Gene Ontology annotation, cellular component: nucleus. NCBI's taxonomy places the organism in Eukaryota, Fungi, Ascomycota, Eurotiomycetes, Chaetothyriales, Herpotrichiellaceae. The record is from RefSeq and is a predicted model, not a curated record.